AUGUUCCGCGUCGCGAUGAUGGACACCUCAGGGUUGGACUCGGCUAGUGAUCACAGCAGCCACGCUUCCUCUGGCUCCCCAGCAGUGGCUAUGAAACCGUCGCCGUCGCCGCCGCAUCACAACAACAACCACCACCAUCAGCACCACCAGCAACAACACCAUCAGGUGCACAGCCCACGGCAAGCUAGUCCGCUGGGGCCGCCCAUGUCUAUGGGCCACCCGCUUAGCCCGCCGCCCAAUUUGGCGCGCAGCAUGGCCUUGGGGCAUCUGCCGCCGCCCGGCCUCGGGUUGCUCAACUCCUUGGGCGUAUUGCACAGCCCGCUGGACCUGAUGGCCCAUCACGGCCCGCCGCGAUCCUACAACAGCCCGCCGCCGAUUUCCACCUCUGACCCCACCGCCAACGAGUGCAAGUUAGUUGAUUAUCGCGGACAAAAAGUGGCUGCUUUUAUCAUAGCUGGGGACACGAUGUUGUGCCUUCCGCAGGCUUUCGAACUGUUCUUGAAACACUUGGUGGGCGGGCUGCAUACGGUGUAUACGAAGCUGAAGCGGUUGGACAUCGUGCCGUUGGUGUGCAACGUAGAGCAGGUCAGGAUCCUCAGAGGGCUGGGGGCUAUCCAGCCUGGGGUCAACAGAUGCAAGUUGCUGUCUUGCAAGGACUUUGAUACGUUGUUUAGGGAUUGCACAACGGCCAGAUUUAGUGUUACCAUACAAGUCAAACCACUCAAAUAUCUUGAUGAGAUUCUGGAGGACCUCAAGCAAAGGCAGACGAUCCCAAUCGGCGUUCAUUCCCAACCGACGGAGCCAGGCAUACAAAUGGGGAAUCAGUAG
Molecule: messenger RNA, 828 nt
Organism: Phaedon cochleariae (mustard beetle)
Lineage: Eukaryota; Metazoa; Arthropoda; Insecta; Coleoptera; Chrysomelidae
Source: the annotation of a GenBank genome assembly